UGUAAAAGUGAACUAUGUGUCGAUUUUAGAGGUAUCUAUAUGAUAAACAAAGGAAGUGGAUUUGUUAGUCAUUGUCUCUUGAUAUGAGGAUUCACAUAAAGAACGUUAACUCGGGACCAAAAAAAGAAACCCAAACAGAUUGUUAAAUACCGGAGAGUCAAUGGGAGUUUAGGUAUCGAUCGAAGUUUUCAUUGAAAAUUAAUUUCGUUUUGAAUGAGCAAGAAUGCAUUCUUCUGUAAAGGAAGAUAAUUUUAUGUUGUUGAUCCAAGCUCUUCGAUUCACGAACAAGGGACUUAAACAAUACGUUGACAUUUGUCUGGAAGAUAUUUAUUGUGGGAUCAUUCGAAAUGUGUCCAAAGUUGUUCCAACCUGCAACACUUAUUGCAACAAUCUACCUGGAAAUCAAUGGUGUGGAUAUUGUGAGAAAUGGAAGACAGAAAUAGACAGUUAUGUUCGGCUUUCAUCCUUCAAGAAUAAAAUAAAAUGGCAAGACAUUGACUUUAGAAAGUUAACAGGACCGGACGGAGAUCUGGCAAAAACUGAAUUAUUUUCAAUCUACAUCAGACGGUAUCCAAAUACACCGGUAGAGUUUGAUAUUCAAGCAAUUUUAUCAUUGUUUCAGAACUGUGUUUAUUUUGACAUCGGAAAAAACAAGACUCUUCUUGAUUCUGUUCGCAACAUUAGGAAUAAACAUUUUGCCCACACGAUAAAUUUUGAAAUCAUUAACAAGAGCCUGAAAGAUUCAAUUGAUAAACUGAUUCUUUUGUUUCAACAUCCAUCAAUGAUGAAUCAUGGAAAGUUAAAGUAUAGUAUUGCCAUGCUAAAGAGACUGAGAAAAAAGAAUAUGGAACUGGUUGAGAUGAGUACACAUGCACUUUGUAGAGAGGUCUUUGAACUCCGAUACGAUUCUACCACGGCAAACAGAAACAUAGACUCAUGUUUAUUGCCACAGUCCACAAGGACAGCGGCCAUCAGAUCGAUAUGGGGACAGUGUCAUUACAUUACCGUUUUCUUCAUCCUUCUCAUAUCCUUCAUUACGGCACAUUGGUUAAAGUUCGAGGCAGACACUAACAUGAAAGAUUAUUGGUACUCUAUAGUGACCAGAGGUUCUCCUCAUGAACUCUAUAAUCCAAAGGGUUGCAAAACCACUGAAUAUAAAUAUCCAUAUGCUGUUGACAUCGACUUUGAAUUCUAUCGUUCUACACAUGACAUGCUAGUCGGUCGAAAAUGGCUGCUUUAUGAAUUGGAAAAUAUAAUGCGUUCUUCUCCUAGAGGUGUAAUGUUUAUAGCAGAAAUGGGAUAUGGAAAAUCUGCAAUAAUGUCUCAUCUCGCAUGCCAGGACGAUCGACGAGAAGCAGGUUAUCCAAUAUUCGAAAAUAUAUCUGUUUUCCAUAUUUGUACUUUUGAAUCCCAAAAGACAUUGCUUCCAGAAUUAUUUGUCAAAAAUAUGGCGGGAGGAUUUGCGAAGUACAUACCGAAAUUUAAAGAGUAUUUGGAGCAAAAUCGAAGGUUUAAAGAUUAUUUUGAAGGUGGAAAAUGUCUUGAGGAUGCAGAAGGAUGUCUAGAUUUUCUAAUUAUCAAGACACUUCAACAACUGAAAAAUGAAUCAAAAACUCAUAUUGUUGUCAUAGAUGCUCUGGACGAGUGUAUAGAAUAUGGUAAUAGAUUCAAUAUUGUAAACCUGCUUCGUGGAAGAAUUACAAAAUUUCCCAAAUACAUCAAAUUUCUAACCUCGUCCCGAAAUAUAUCACGAAUAUCCCCGAUUGGCCUACAUUUAACUGUGUUUGAACAAAAAGCAGAGAACGAUAAAAAUAUCAGGGAUAUUGGUGUUUUUGUUAGUGAGAAAUUGCAGAAUGCUCAACCGAAGGAGAUCAGUAAUCUCGAAUCUUUAUUAAAAAGUUCGAAUAUGGACGAGAUCAGGGACAAAGCUGUGAAAUAUGGAAAAGGAAAUAUGCUUUUCGUAUUGCAUGCAUUGAAAUUGUGAACAGACACUGAGCAGUCGUCUUUGGGUAACAUUCCUAAUGCACUUGAAACAUUAUUUUAUGAUCAAUUUCUCAGAAUCUUUGGAAACGAUGACGCUACGUUUGGCAGUACUAGAAAAGUUUUAGAAAUAUUGUGCGCAAGCACUGAACCGCUGUCUGAGGACGAAAUUUUCGAAAUUGCCAAAAUCCCAGAGGCUGAUCAGAUUAACAUAAUUAAGUUGAUAGGAAAUGAAUUAAGCCAUUUCAUCAGACUAGUUCGCGGGAAAGUACUAAUCCUUCAUAGGUCGCUCUCGAAAUUUCUAACAAAUAACGAAAGGAGAAGAGAACAAUUCUACAUCUCAAAGCGAAACGGUUGUGUCCAUUUGUCUCACUAUUUCCUAAGAAGUGUGAAUUCUAAACGGAUUUUCAAUGAUACUGAUAUUUUACAGUUAACAUAAUAUGUAUCUUGCUCCAAAAAACAAGAAUUGAAAGAUCUCUACUUAAAAUAUGGGAAAAAAUUCUAUUCUAGUAUUCAUUACAGGACUAGAUUCACGCAUCCUCAAAUCUUCCUUCUUCACCGAGCUGCACUAAAAUUAUUUUCUUACCCCAGUAUGUCUCUUUUUCUGGAUCUGUACUUAAAAUUUCCUUUGGCACAUGUUGACGAAAAUGACGAUGGAAAUAUCACUGCUUCGUACGUCGCUGCGGCCUAUGGUAAUCACGAAGGCCUUCUAGCUCUUUUGAAAUAUGGAGCCAACGUGAAUUUUAUCAGAUUAGGACCCAGAAUAUUGAAUAGUUCUUUUGUUGACAUAGUCGAAUUCAGCAAACAUUCUGCCCAGUGGGAGUAUAAUCUUUUGAAUAUUGCCUCUCAAAAUGGACACCCCAAUGUCAUUCGCAUUCUUCUCCGAAAUCAGGUUCAUAUGAAACAUAAAAUUUCCUGUGGACUAGAUUCUUUUCAACUGGCUUCCGAAUUUGGACAAAUUUCAGUUGUGAAAUAUUUACUCAUGCAUCAUAAUAGUGCAUUUUCUGACAGUUUGAAGUUUUCUCUCUAUCUGGCCUCUAAAAACGGACACGAAGAUAUCGUAUCAUUAUUAUUGUAUCAUGGAGCUGUUGAUUUAUGUCUUCCGUGCACAGGGAACAUGUAUUGGACAGAGUUUCAUCAAACUCGUUUACAAGUUAUUGACAAUGAGUUUGAUUUGUGGCAGCUUAACUACAUUUUUGAGGAUGACAGACGGAGGCUACGAUGCGAGACAGCGAUAGAAGUGGCAAUUCAAAAUGGACACACUGAAGUUGUAAAGCGUUUAAUAUCACAUUCAAAUUCUAGCCUACUCUGUCGGGAAUCUGGUGGUAGAACACCUCUUUUGACAGCUGUUAGGUUUGAUCGGACAGAAAUCCUACAGUUCUUUAUGUCUCUCAACAUGUCUUUCGCUCAGCACUGUGUUUCUGGUUAUCAGAAUAAGGAUAAAUUUGAACUUAGCAAGACGGAGGAAUUGGAAUAUGAUAAAAACAUAUGUUUAAAUAGCAUGUCAGUGUUUCAUCUUGUCGCUGAGUAUGGAAGUUCGAAAACCUUAGUUAUGUUGUAUGAUAAUUUCAAAGACGCUUUCUGGACAGAACGUGAUGUAUUUGGUUCAACACCUUUACACUAUCUAGCUUGUCAAGGAAGACUUGAGUUGAUCAGUCAUUUCGAAAGCAAUUACAACAUCAGAUCAUACAAUGGUUCUACGCUAUUACACUCAGCAGCCAUAUGCAAACAAUAUCUCCUUCUUGAUUUCCUUCUCACCCGAAUACCUCGAUCUCCUUUGGAUCAUAGGAAUCAAAGCCUUGUUCAUUACCUUGCUCAGAGUGAAAGUUUUAAGUAUGAAGAUGUAGAAUCCGUCAUUGACCACAACCAACAUUUAACGAAAUCAACUUUGCAAAGAAUAAGGAAAGAGCUAUUUUUCCAAGAUGCGAUGAAGAGAACUCCGCCUCACUACGGGGCUAUUCAUGGAAAUAUCAAUUUUCUUCUGCUUUUUUUUUAACUCGAUCGGAAUCACAAAAUUUGGAACGAUCUGUUUGAGCUUCGUGACAUCAACAAUGAGAUAGUACUAGAUUUGUUGUUUAAAAAUUUACCGCCAUAUAACAGAUUUCCGACAUCAAAUUCCACACGUACAAACUCCUUGAUGAUAAACCCACAUCAACAUUUUAUCUCUUUAAUUCUCAAUAAAUCAUUUCCAAGAAAUAUGAUAGAAAAGAAACUUCCCGUAUUAUGUGAGUACAGUGUGCGACAUGGAUAUCCUCUUAUCUUUGAAACUCUUUUAAUAAAAUACCAGAAACAUAAGUAUGAUAUUAUCCAUAGUAAUGAAUGCAUAUCAAUUUUUUUCCAUUUAAUCCCUGCAAUGGAUUUUAUAGAUGCAGCGUAUUUCAAAUUUGUCAACUUGUCUUCUUUCUUGAAAUGUAACUGUGCUAGAUGGAAAAUGUUUAGAUUUCAUAAGUUGAUGGAAGACCGCAAGAGAUCGUUUAGAGUACUUUUAAAGAUACUACUGAAUUUCAAAAUGAACUGUAGUUCUAUGGAUUUUUGCUAUGAUGACGAAGGAUAUAACCCGUUACAUAGGGCUGUUAUUGGCGGAAAUUAUAAUGCUUUCGAACUUUUAAUAAACAAUGGAAUGUCUGUGAAUGUCAAAAGUAAGGACAGGAGGGACGUUCUGCAGUUAUUAAUUGAACACGCACCAUGCAUUCAAGACGAUUUCGAUGUGCUGAAUAAAAUUUCCUUAAACUUGUCUUUGUCAUAUACCGAAUCAGUAGCCCAUAUGCGGAGUACAACGUAUGGAGAUAUUGGUUGUUUUAUUGCAAGAAAUACGACACUUCUAAUGAAACGGACUCCGACGCAAAUAUGCAACAGAACAACGAGCUCUCUCAGCAUCGCUCAUGUUGUUGCCGCUAAAGGGCUUUUAGAAAUUUUAGAAGUUAUUAAAGAAACUUUUGGAGAGACAUAUUACCAUUGCUUAAACCAUCAAAAUAUUUCAACUGCCCUUUUAUUGAGUGUUUUUGGUCAUUCGCAAUUACAUUUUCUAAAUAUUGAGAUUCCCACCUAUCUUAAGGAGUCCAUUGUUGCAUUAUAUCUUAAAAUUACAUUUGACUUUAAAGCUUUUGUUUAUCCAAGAGAUUCCUUAUUUUGGAAAUGUAAAUAUAGAGUAAGAAAUUUCAGAAACACAAGAUCUUUGCAAAGCUGCGCUGGUAAAGUGGAGGAGGAAAACGCGAUACUCAUGUCUCGGGUUAUCAAACUGAGCGGUUUCAAAUCCAGGGAAGAGUUCAGGAAAUAUUGUGAAAUUUGUAACGACAAUGAAAUAAACCUCGAUUCCGGAUUUGAUACUAUUUUGAAAGAAUUAAGGGAAUACUGGGAGAAUCCAAAGCGAUACAAGUAUAAAUACUUACUUCAGCACAAAAAGCAAGAACUUUUAUUUGAAAAUUGGAAUUGUAAAAUAAGGAGAGAUAGGAAAAGGAGUACAAAAUGUCUCGAGAUUCUAUCUGAGAUGAUACAUUUGAAAAGACAUUUACAUUCCUAUUUCUCAAGAAUAAGUGUAAAUAUACUAUUAACGGCUAUCAUACCUUUAUAUGAUCAGGAGAUAAUGUUACCUUUCCAAUUUCUGCCAUAUAAUGAAUAUUUGGGUAAGUUAAGCCGUCAUUAUGUGUACAUGUCGAUGUUUAUCUCACAAAAAUAUCCUGGAUUUCAAUUGUCAAAGGAAUAUGACUACUGGGAUGUUUUCAGAAGAAACGGAGACAAAAGGAACAAGAAAAUGGUACAAAUAAUUCUGAAUACUCCAGUAUCUGAAAUUCGGAAAUGGAAAGGAACUGAACGAAGCAGGCGUAUCAUGCUCCAUCACUUUGAGCAUUCUUAUGAUGACCUUCCCACUGAUAGACCAUUGCUUCAAUAUGAACGACUCCAGAAAAAUGACAACUGACAUUAACGACAAUUGAUACAAACUUUGUUUCAGAAAUUAUGAAAAUGGACAUUAUAUGUUCACACAAAGAAAAUGAAUACAUUUUACCAUAAAAAAUCCUAAUUAAAUCCAACGUUUUUCAAUUAUGCUUAAUAAAGUGGGUGAAAUCUUGGUAGAGUUAUAUAAGGAAGGAUGAUAUGUUUCAACUUUUGAACACCACAGAAAUUUUACAAAUUCCUUAUAAAACUUUAGUAUUUUAUAUUUGUACUAAUUACAAACAGAAUAAGUCAAUAAAUACAUAUCAACCCAUACAUCGAUAGUUUUAUUUGUAGGAAGUGUUCUCAAGAAACCAAUAUAAAUCAAUUCCUUGCUUAAAAUGUUCGAUCCUGAGAUUUUUGUAACAGUUCACGCAAAUUUUAAGCAUAUUUUGAUUCUAAUAUCAAGAAAAUGGUUAAGAACAUACGCUUUUAGUAAAAUUUGCAACCAGAAGAAAACAUGCGCUUAAUUACAUGUACAACAAAGAAACUUUCCUGAUGUUCUCCAUUUAGCAGUUUUCGUUUGAAUGAUUUAUCAUAGAUAUAUAUCUCUUUCAGAGUGUUUUAUUUUGUGUUUUAUAUUACUGUGUUGACUUAAAAUAUCAUUUCCGUACUGUCGGAUAAACUAAUACAU
Molecule: messenger RNA, 6544 nt
Organism: Ostrea edulis (European flat oyster)
Lineage: Eukaryota; Metazoa; Mollusca; Bivalvia; Ostreida; Ostreidae
Exons: 3
Coding region: 4118-5896 (592 amino acids)
Molecular function (GO): protein binding
Source: RefSeq, a predicted model, not a curated record